CGGGCGAGCGUCGGCUGGGCGGGCGAGCCGGGCCUGCCAUUGCCAGCCGGCCUCCCUCAGGCAUGGACGACGUGCGGGUGCAGUGGCUGGGGCUGCUGCUGCGCCAUGCCCUGGGCAUCCCCGGAGAGGCGCCCUUCGAGGAGCUGCUCAACCGCGACGACGGCGCCGAGGCCGAGGUCCUCCUGCACUUCCUCAACCAGGGCGCCGCCAGCGUCGAGGAAGGGGCCGCGUCUGCCCUCUUCUUCCGUCAGGAGACCCGCCUCGAAGAGAUCGACGUGGAAAUCGACGUGCCUUUUGAUGAAGGCCCCGAGGAGGAAGGUUCAGAGAGGCUGGGCGGGGCCUCCUCCAUCUCCGUCAUACAGAGAGAACGGAAAAGCAAAGUAUCUCUGACUGAAGUUGCGGAAAAGCCUGUGGCUGAAUAUUCGUCUACAGUCUCUAUUGGGCCAGGGAUGGAAGAGAUUGAGUACGAGCUGGGCAUGAGAGGUUCACGUCGGACGUUUAAAAAAAUUGUAAAGCAAGAGAUUUACAACCUGUAUUAUCACAUGGCUUUCGAUGACAUCCCAGAAGACUUUGUGGAGACCGACACUGUGUUUUUUCUCAGAGACACCACAGAAACCGUCAGUGAACCAAAUGAUGUCAUUGAAGCCAAUGAUGUCUUGCCUGAAGUCCUGGAAUAUGGUAUUCUGAAUGGUCAUACCCUCAUGAUGCUCAAGCAGAUCUUCUCAUUGGUCUUUCUGCCUGCCAUGUGUCACAAUCCGUAUGAUGCAGUUGAGUCCCCUACACACCCAGAAACCGAAAAGGCAGAGUGUGAAGGUUCUCAUAUGACUGUGAAGAUGAGAAGCAAGCCUGUAGUAUUAGAGAGUUUUCAGAUCCUAAGGAAUGAGUUUUUAAUGAGCAUGCAGAAAUUCUUAAACCACAUUCAGAGAACCAUUCAGCAGAUUGAAGGGGAAAUUAAGCUGGACUUGCCAAGUGUAGGCUUAGAUGGCGAUGUGAGCUACUUGGCUGCUGAUCGGGAUGUGGUGGAAAUACUGGAGCAAACUGCAACCAAUUGGCUCAUGUUAAUAUCCUCAGCGGAUGAAGAACUGCAGAGAAAAAGCCCUCAGGGAAAUGGCCCACUAGCCGAGAUUGACCUGUGGCGUGAGAGGAAUGCUACCUUGAGUGCCCUAACUGAGCAGCUUAAACUGCCAACUGUCAGAAAGGUCUUGGAAGUGCUGAAAACCGCUGACACUGGGAUUAUGGAGAGCUUGCAGAUAGUAAUCAACGAACUCUGUAAGCACCAUGUGGAGGCGGUUGACAACGUGAGGUUCCUUUCCACUCUUGAGCGACACCUAAAGAAUUUAACGCACGGCACCGGCUUCAACAUAGUCCUGGAUACAAUCCCUUCCCUGAUGAAUGCCCUGAGAAUGGUGUGGAUCAUCUCCCGGCACUACAACAAGGAUGAGAGGAUGAUCCCUCUCAUGGAACGCAUUGCCUGGGAAAUUUCCGCAAGGGUCUGCAAAGUUGUCGAUCUACGGACUUUGUUCAAAGAAGACAGGCAGUCUGCAAAAAUCAAAAUGCUGGAAGCCAAACGGACCCUCGAAAUUUGGAAGUCGUCAUAUUUUGACAUCCGUGCCAAGAUUGAAGCCUCGGGAAGGGAUGCGCGGUGGGAAUUUGAUAGGAAACGCCUGUUUGAAAAAACAGAUUACAUGGCUUCCAUCUGUCAAGACCUCUAUGGUGUGCUGCAGGUCAUAGAGGAGUUUUAUAACAUCUUUGGCCCCGAACUGAAAGCUGUCACUGGGGAUCCAAAGCGGAUUGACGAAGUCUUGCGACGAGUUGAUGGGCUGGUUAGCCCGAUGGAGGUUCUGAACUUUGAACCUUUCAACAUCAGAUCCACAACUCCGUGGAAGCUUGUUAUGGACGAGUUUAAAAUGGAAGUGGUGGAUAUAGAAAAAGAAGCCAAGAUGUUCAUUGAUGAGUCUUUUAAGACCCUUCGUUCUGCAGAAGCUGCCUUUGACAUGCUCUUAAACUUCAAGCACAUCCGCUCCCGAGAGGCCAUCAAUAAGCAGAUGAUGAUGAAAUUCAAUGACAUUCUGGCACAGUACUGUAAAGAGCUUGAGAUAGUUAACAACAUCUUUGUCAAUAACCUCGCCAGCCCACCUUUGUGCAAGAAUCACCCUGUGGUGGCAGGUGCAAUUUACUGGGCCCGGUCCCUUUUCUUCCGCAUCAAGCACACCAUUGUUCGAUUCCAAGAAGUUGAAGAGCUGUUGGCUAGCGAGCGUGGAAGGGAGGUGAGACAAAGGUACCUUGAAGUUGCCAAGAAGAUGAAAGAAUAUGAAGAUUUGAAAUAUGACCAGUGGCGAGAGACCACAGAAGAAGCACUUCCCAUCCUAUUGAAGAAAACCCUCCUUGCUAAAGUCCAUCCUUCUGGGGCAAUUAUUCAGGCCAACCCAGAGACUUCUGAGCAGAGCCCACGUGAUGAGGUGGAUACUGGAGAGAAAAAUGCUCGUUUCACAGUCAAUUUCUCCCCCAAGCUUCGGGAAAUCAUCAAUGAAACAAAAUAUAUGGAGCAUCUAGGGUUCCCGGUGCCUGAAAUAGCAAGGAAUGUGGCACUACAGGAAGACAAAUUGCUCAGAUAUACAGAUGGCAUAAACCAGAUGUUGGAUCACUAUCACAAAUUAAUAGGAACAUUGAAUGAGGCAGAGAGUCAACUUCUGGAUGAACAUAUACAAGAACUUUGGCGAGUUUUCAGAUCUGGGUACAAGAGGCUUAACUGGAACUCCUUAGGCAUUGGUGACUAUAUUGUCCGAUGCACCCAGGCCAUUGGGAAAUUUGAAUCACUUGUUCAUCAGAUUCACAAGAAUGCUGAAGACAUGUCCAACAAGCUUUUAUUACUUGAAUCAACCAAUCUCUUCAAAAGCCCACCUACCAAAGACACAAAUUCUUUUCCUGGGGUGAAGGAGUACUUUGAGUAUGUUAAGCAUGAAAGAUCCAGGGAUGCCGAGCACUUAGUCCGCAAGUACAUUUCCAUCGGCCCCCUGCUGACCAAAAUGGAAGGGCUCGUUGUCAACACAAACACGGGCAGAGCCUCAAGACUGGUUCAUUAUUACGCCUUUUGGGAAAAUAAAGUUUAUCAGAGCUUGACCAACCUGAUCCUCAAAAAUUUACAGUCUUUCAACGCAGCGGUGAUGGGAGACAUUCCGCUGUUCCAAGCAGAAACCAUUUUAUCUGCUCCUGAAAUCAUCCUGCAUCCAAAUGCUGGCGAAAUUGAAAAAAUGUGUGUGCAUUGCAUCCGAGAUUGUGUGGAAGUUACUAAGCUCUUUGUUCGCUGGAUGCAUGGCACCUGCAUCGACUGCCCCCCGCAGCACGCUGAUGACGACGAGCCUGUUAUCUUCAGUUUUUUUAGCGACAUCUCCCAGAACACUCAAAUCAUUGAGCAGGCCAUCUUCAUUACCCAGAACAUGCACAAGCUCCUGGGCUCCCUCACCAAGUACCUCAACCGCUGGAAGAGGUACCGCCCUCUCUGGAAGCUUGACAAGGCCAUUGUCAUGGAGAAGUUUGCUGCCAAAAAGCCGGCCUGUGUCAGUUUUGAUGACAAGCUGCAGUUCUACAUGAAAAUAGCACAAGAAGUGAUGCAGCAGCCUCUGGUUAAAGAUGAGCAGUGCAUUCGCCUUCUGCUUGAGCCGUUGGCUAUCACGGUCCAGGAAAAUGCCAAAGGCUGGAUUAAUUCUCUCGGGAAGCUGCUCAAUGAAUCAGCCAAAGAGGCACUUUAUGAGCUCCAAGAUGAAAUUGAGAGAUUGUCACACAACCUCCAGACGACUCCCAGCACACUAGAAGAUCUCAAAUUUGUCCUGGGCACAAUUGCAGAGAUCAAAUAUAUGUCUCUAGAAGUGGAACUCAAGUACUUGGAUAUUCAGGAGAGAUACCGUACCCUUGCCAUGUAUAACAUUCCUGCAACGGACGAAGAACGAGAGCUCGUGGAUCACAUAAAGCAUAAGUGGGACACGCUUUUUUCGGAGGCAGCAACAGUGGAUCACAGCCUUGGGAGUAUCAAAAAGACAUUUACUGAGAUCACAAGGGAGCAGAUUGCAAACUACAGCAAGGAAAUUGAAGAUUUUUACCAUCGGUUUAUUACUGAAGGGCCAGGUUCUGUUGGGGAGGAUCUUGAUAAAGGAGUCGAGCUCAUGGUAGUCUUUGAAAAAGAAUUGGAGAAGCAUGAGAAAAACCGACAGGAGCUGGCAAAUGCUGAAAAGCUGUUUGAUCUACCGAUCACGAUGUAUCCUGAUCUCAUGAAAAUCCAGAAGGAGAUGAAGGGCCUGAGGCAGGUCUAUGACAUUUAUAAGUUGCAAAGAGCUGCUAAAGAGGAAUGGUCUCAGACUUUGUGGGUGAACCUCAAUGUGCAGGUGCUGCAGGAAGGGAUUGACGGAUUUCUGAAAUCCCUUCGCAAAUUGCCAAAACAUGUGCGCAGCCUGCCUGUCGCAUAUCACCUGGAAAUGAAGAUGAAGGCAUUUAAAGACUCCAUUCCUUUGCUGCUAGAUUUGAAAAACGAGGCACUGAGAGACAGGCACUGGAAAGAACUGAUGGACCGAACUGGCAUCCACUUUGAAAUGGCAACGGAGACAUUUACCUUGGAGAAUAUGUUUGCGAUGGAGCUGCACAGACACACUGAUGUUAUCAAUGAGAUAGUUGGCUCUGCUGUCAAAGAGCUUAGCAUUGAGAAGGGCGUGAAAGAAAUAGUAGAAACCUGGGAGAACAUGAAAUUUGUCGUGCAAAGGUACUACAAAGGCACUCAAGAUCGUGGCUUCAUCCUAGGAGCUGUAGAUGACAUUGUUCAGAUCCUAGAUGACAAUGCAGUGAACCUCCAAAGCAUUUCUGGGAGCAGAUUUGUGGGGCCUUUUCUGGCAAUUGUUCACAACUGGGAGAAAACCCUCUCCUUGAUUGGCGAAGUGAUUGAGAUCUGGAUGAUAGUUCAGCGGAAAUGGAUGUACUUGGAGAGCAUCUUUAUUGGUGGAGACAUAAGAUCCCAGCUGCCUGAUGAAGCUAAAAAAUUUGACAACAUUGACAGGAUAUUUAAAAGGAUCAUGGCAGAAACGGUCAAAGACCCAGUGAUAAGGAGGUGCUGUGAAGCUCCAAAUCGUCUUUCAGACCUCCAAAAUGUGAGCGAUGGCCUGGAGAAGUGCCAGAAGAGUUUGAACGAUUACCUGGACUCCAAGAGGAAUGCUUUCCCCAGAUUCUUUUUCAUCUCAGACGAUGAGUUGCUCAGCAUUCUUGGCAGCAGCGACCCGCUGUGCGUUCAGGAGCACAUGAUCAAGAUGUAUGACAAUGUCGCUAGCCUGCGGUUUCAUGAAGAUGACAGUGGUAUAAAGGUUGCUUCCGCCAUGAUUUCUGCUGAAGGUGAAGUCAUGGAGUUCCGGAAGGCUAUCCUAGCCGAGGGCAGAGUGGAGAACUGGAUGACUGCUGUGCUUGUUGAAAUGAGGAGGACCAACCGGCUUGUUACAAAGGAAGCCAUCUUUCGGUAUUGUGAGGAUCGAAGCAGGGUCGACUGGAUGUUGAUGUACCAAGGCAUGAUGGUGCUAGCUGCCAACCAGGUGUGGUGGACCUGGGAGGUGGAGGAUGUCUUUCAUAAAGUGAAGAAAGGAGAAAAGCAGGCCAUGAAAAACUACGCCAAGAAAAUGCACCAACAAAUUGACCAGCUAGUCACACGGAUCACCAAGCCACUAAGCAAAAACGACAGGAAAAAAUACAAUACGGUUCUCAUCAUUGAUGUCCAUGCACGGGAUAUAGUUGAUACAUUUGUAAGAGACAGCAUAAUCGAAGCUCGCGAGUUUGAAUGGGAAAGCCAACUGCGUUUUUAUUGGGACCGAGAGCCAGAUGAACUCAAUGUGCGCCAGUGCACCGGCACCUUUGCCUAUGGCUAUGAAUACAUGGGCUUGAAUGGGCGGCUAGUCAUCACACCCCUCACGGAUCGCAUAUAUCUAACACUCACCCAGGCCUUGUCCAUGUAUUUGGGUGGAGCCCCUGCAGGCCCAGCAGGAACUGGGAAGACCGAGACAACCAAAGAUCUCGCCAAAGCUUUGGGUUUGCUUUGUGUAGUCACCAACUGUGGAGAAGGCAUGGAUUUCAAGGCAGUUGGCAAAAUUUUCUCCGGCCUUGCUCAGUGUGGUGCUUGGGGUUGCUUUGAUGAAUUUAAUCGGAUUGAUGCUUCCGUGCUUUCCGUCAUCUCCUCACAGAUCCAGACGAUUCGGAAUGCUCUGAUGAACCAACUGAAAACAUUUCAGUUUGAAGGACAAGAAAUUUCUCUGGAUCCUCGAAUGGGCAUUUUUAUCACCAUGAAUCCUGGCUACGCAGGCCGUACUGAGCUCCCUGAAUCUGUAAAGGCUCUGUUCAGGCCUGUGGUUGUGAUUGUGCCGGAUCUCCAGCAAAUCUGUGAAAUCAUGCUGUUUUCGGAGGGGUUUCUUCUCGCAAAGACUCUGGCCAAAAAGAUGACGGUGCUCUACAAACUGGCAAGAGAACAGCUUUCUAAACAGCAUCACUAUGAUUUUGGACUUCGGGCUCUGAAGUCGGUAUUGGUGAUGGCCGGAGAGCUUAAAAGAGGCUCAGCAGAGCUUAAUGAGGAUGUGGUCCUGAUGAGAGCUCUGCGAGAUAUGAACCUCCCCAAGUUUGUAUUUGAAGAUGUGCCUCUUUUUCUUGGCCUCAUCUCUGACCUGUUUCCUGGACUUGAUUGCCCUCGAGUGCGUUACCCUAGGUUUAAUGAUGCUGUGGAACAGGUGCUGGAAGAAGGAGGCUACAUAGUUCUCCCAGUUCAGGUGGAUAAAGUCGUCCAAAUGUACGAAACGAUGCUGACUCGUCAUACAACAAUGGUUGUUGGACCAACAGGAGGUGGCAAAUCUGUGGUCAUCAAUACCUUGUGUCAUGCUCAGACAAAGCUAGGAUUACUGACCAAGCUUUACACACUGAACCCCAAAGCCAUGAGUGUCAUCGAGCUAUACGGUAUCCUAGAUCCCACCACCCGAGACUGGACCGAUGGCGUGUUAUCCAACAUCUUCAGGGAAAUCAAUAAACCCACUGAUAAAAAAGAGAGAAGGUACAUUUUAUUUGAUGGAGAUGUUGAUGCUCUCUGGGUUGAAAACAUGAAUUCUGUGAUGGAUGAUAACAAGCUGUUGACACUGGCAAACGGAGAGCGGAUCAGACUCCAAACUCACUGCGCUCUUUUGUUUGAGGUUGGAGACUUACAGUAUGCCUCACCUGCGACUGUAUCACGCUGUGGGAUGGUCUUUGUCGACCCCAAGAACUUGAAAUACAGACCUUAUUGGGAGAAAUGGACACAGCAACGGAGCAGCAAGCAAGAGCAACAACUGUUAAAUCGACUCUUUGACAAAUACGUACCCUACUUGAUUGACAUGAUUGUAGAGGGAAUUGUUGACGGGCGACAAGGGCAGAAGCUGAAGACCAUCGUUCCGCAGACAGAUCUAAAUAUGGUGACACAGUUAACUAUGAUGCUGGACUCCCUCCUGGAGCAUGAGAUUGAUGACCCAGAUGUACUUGAGUGCUACUUCCUGGAAGCUUUGUAUUCCUCCCUGGGAGCCUGCCUCCUUGAAUCUGGAAGAUCAAAAUUUGACGAUUUCAUUAAACGUCUCUCCUCUAUGUCAACUGUGAAUGAUGAGAUGACUCUGGCUAAACCAGGAGAGCUACCAGGACAGCUUCCAACUAUAUAUGACUUCCACUUUGAUGAGAAGGUGAAGAAGUGGGUGCCUUGGAGCAAAUUGGUCCAGGAAUAUGUUCACUUGCCCCAAGUGAAAUUUAUUGACAUUCUGGUUCCGACAGUGGACACAACCCGCACAACCUGGCUGCUGGGACAGAUGGUGAAAAUCAAACACCCUGUUGUUCUGGUUGGAGAAUCUGGUACUUCGAAGACGGCAACAACACAGAACUUUCUCAAAAAAUUAAAUCCAGACAUAAAUCUACUGCUCAUCAUCAACUUUUCCUCUCGCACAACUUCGAUGGAUAUUCAAAGAAAUUUAGAAGCCAAUGUAGAGAAACGAACGAAAGAGACCUAUGGGCCUCCGAUGGGAAAGCGCCUCCUUGUCUUCAUGGAUGAUAUGAACAUGCCCAGAGUUGAUGAAUAUGGGACCCAACAGCCCAUUGCCCUACUGAAAUUACUUUUAGAGAAAGGUGCCUUGUAUGACCGUGGCAAGGAAAUGACCUGCAAAUUCCUGCGUGACCUUGGCUUCAUGGCUGCCAUGGGCAAAGCCGGGGGAGGCCGAAAUGAAGUUGACCCCCGAUUCAUUUCACUCUUCAGUGUUUUCAACGUUCCUUUUCCCUCGGAGGUGUCCCUGCACUUGAUUUACGCCUCCAUUUUAAGAGGCCACCUUGCGGUUUUUCAUGAGUCUAUAGCUGCAAUUGCUGACAAUUUGACAACUUGUACCUUGGCACUUUAUGAAAUGAUUGUCCGUGACUUACCUCCGACUCCUUCAAAAUUCCAUUACAUCUUUAAUCUGCGGGAUCUCUCCAGGGUUUACAAUGGACUUGUGCAAACAACCCCGGAUCGGUUCCAGGCAGUCAGCCAGAUGGUGAGAGUGUGGAGAAAUGAGUGCCUGCGGGUUUUCCAUGACAGACUGAUUAAUGAAACAGACAAAAAACUGGUCCAAGACCAUAUCGAAAGCUUGAUUGAAGAUAAUUUCAAAGAAGAAGCAGAGCAUGCGAUGAGAGAUCCUAUUCUUUUUGGAGAUUUCAGAAUGGCCCUGAAUGAAAGUGAGCCUCGUGUUUAUGAAGACAUCCAAGACUACGACGCCGCGAAAGCUCUCUUUCAGGAGAUUCUUGAAGAGUAUAACGAGCUCAACACUAAAAUGAAUCUAGUACUAUUCGACGAUGCCCUGGAGCACCUAACCCGUGUCCAUCGUAUCAUAAGGAUGGACCGUGGGCACGCUCUUCUCGUGGGAGUUGGGGGCUCUGGGAAGCAGUCCUUGGCAAGAUUGGCUGCUUACACAGCAGGAUGUGAGGUUUUUGAAAUAGUUCUGAGCCGAGGAUAUGGUGAAAACAAUCUCCGGGAAGACCUCAAAUCUUUGUAUGUAAAACUUGGGCUUGAGAAUAAGGUCAUGAUCUUCCUGUUUACAGAUGCUCACGUAGCCGAGGAAGGAUUCUUGGAGCUCAUCAACAACAUGCUCACGUCUGGAAUAGUUCCCGCCCUUUUCCCGGAUGAUGAGCGAGAGGGUAUUUUAAGCCAGAUUACAAGCGAAGCCAUGAAAGUGGGAGUGGCACCAGCCAAGGAAAGUGUCUGGCAGUACUUUGUAAACAAGAGUGCCAACAACCUGCACAUUGUCCUUGGGAUGUCUCCAGUGGGAGAUACCCUGCGAACACGCUGCCGGAAUUUCCCAGGUCUCGUCAACAACACAGGCAUCGACUGGUUCCUGCCCUGGCCCCCACAGGCUUUGUUGGCAGUGGCCAAGUUCUUUUUAGGGGGCAACCCGCUUAUCCCACCAGAGCACUCAGAGGAAGUCGUUGAGCACACCGUCAUGGCCCAUGGCUCCGUCGGGGACUUCAGCAAGAAAUUCCUGCAGAAGCUCAGACGCAGCAACUAUGUCACCCCCAAGAAUUUCCUGGAUUUCAUUAACACUUAUUCCAGACUGCUGGAUGAAAAGAACCAGUUCAUUUUGGCUCAGUGCAAGCGUCUGGAAGGUGGUUUGGACAAGCUGAAAGAAGCCACCAUUCAGCUGGACGAGCUCAACUUGAAGCUUGCCGAGCAAAAGAUUGUGCUGGCAGAGAAAUCGGCUGCUUGUGAAGCCUUGCUAGAGGAGAUCUCGACCAACACAGCAAUAGCUGAGGAGAAGAAAAAGCUGGCCGAGGACAAAGCCAUGGAAAUCGAAGAGCAGAAUAAAGUCAUUGCCGUGGAGAAGCAGGAUGCUGAGACGGCCCUGGCAGAAGCAAUGCCCAUCCUGGAGGCAGCAAAACUAGAACUGCAGAAGCUCGACAAGUCUGACGUCACGGAGAUCAGGUCCUUUGCUAAGCCCCCUAAGCAGGUGCAGACCGUCUGUGAGUGCAUCCUUAUCAUGCGAGGCUACAAAGAGCUCAACUGGAAGACGGCCAAAGGGAUGAUGUCAGAGGCCAACUUUCUGCGAUCCCUCAUGGAAAUCGACUUUGAUUCAAUUACCCAAACCCAAGUGAAAUCGGUUCGAGGACUGUUAAAGAACUUAAACACCACCUUUGAAGAAAUGGAAGUGGUCAGUAGAGCUGGCUUGGGGAUGUUGAAAUUUGUCGAAGCCGUAAUGAGCUACUGUGAUGUUGCCAAGGAAGUCAAGCCCAAGAGGGAAAAGGUGGCCAGACUGGAGCGGAAUUUCUUCUUAAGCAAGCGUGAGCUGGAGAAGAUCCAGGCAGAGCUGACGACCAUCCAGAAUGAGUUAAAGGCCCUUGGAGAUAAGUACGAGGCAGCGAUCCGGGAGAAGCAGCAGCUCCAGGAAGAAGCGGAGAUUAUGGAGCGGCGGCUCAUUGCUGCCGACAAACUCAUCUCAGGAUUGGGCUCAGAAAACAUCAGGUGGAUGAACGAUUUGGAGGAAUUAAAAAGGCGGCAAGUGAAGCUGCUGGGAGAUUGCCUGCUGUGUGCAGCCUUCCUGAGCUACGAGGGGGCCUUCACGUGGGAAUUCCGUGAUGAUAUGCUGAAGGACGUGUGGCAGACAGAUCUCCUCAGCCGAGAGAUCCCUCUCAGCCAGCCUUUCCGACUGGAGAACCUACUGACCGACGAUGUGGAGAUCAGCCGGUGGGGGUCUCAAGGCCUGCCUCCCGAUGAGCUCUCUGUUCAAAAUGGCAUUCUGACAACACGUGCCAGCCGCUUCCCAUUGUGUAUUGACCCACAGCAGCAAGCACUCAAUUGGAUCAAGAGGAAAGAAGAGAGAAACAACCUCAGGACGGCUUCCUUCAAUGACCCGGAUUUCCUGAAGCAACUUGAAAUGGCCAUAAAAUAUGGCAAUCCUUUCUUGUUCCAUGAUGUCGAUGAAUACAUUGACCCUGUGAUUGAUAACGUCUUAGAAAAGAAUAUAAAAUUUGCUCAAGGCCGAUCAUUCAUCAUCCUCGGUGACAAGGAAGUGGAUUAUGACUCCAAUUUCAAGCUGUACCUGAACACCAAGCUGGCUAACCCAAAAUAUUCGCCAUCUGUGUUUGGCAAAGCCAUGGUCAUCAACUACACAGUUACUCUGAAAGGUUUGGAAGACCAGCUGCUCAGCGUUAUUGUGGGGUAUGAAAGGCGUGAACUGGAAGAGCAGAGAGAACAUCUUAUCCAAGAAACGAGUGAAAACAAAAAUCUAUUGAAGGACCUGGAAGACUCCCUCCUCCGUGAACUGGCAACUUCCACUGGGAACAUGUUGGACAAUGUAGACUUGGUGCAUACUCUGGAGGAGACAAAGGCCAAAGCUACUGAGGUGUCAGAGAAACUCAAGCUGGCUGAAAAAACAGCAAUAGACAUUGACAAGCUACGCGAUGGCUACCGCCCAGCCGCCAAGAGAGGUGCCAUUUUGUUCUUUGUGCUGUCCGAGAUGGCUCUCGUCAAUACCAUGUACCAGUACUCCUUGUCUGCCUUCUUGGAUGUCUUUGGUCUCUCUCUUCGGAAAUCGAUUCCUGACACCAUCCUCGCAAAGCGGUUGCGAAGCAUCAUGGACACGUUAACGUUCAACGUGUACAAUUAUGGCUGCACAGGCUUGUUUGAAAAACACAAGUUACUCUACUCCUUUAACAUGACAAUCAAGAUUGAACAGGCUGACCAGAGAGUUCCUCAGGAUGAACUGGACUUCUUCUUAAAAGGCAAUAUUUCUCUGGAGAAGAGUGCUCGAAAGAAGCCUUGUGUUUGGCUUUCGGAUCAAGGCUGGGAGGACGUCAUCCGUGUUUCAGAACUGUUUCCAGAACAAUUUGGGUCUCUUCCAGACAAUGUGGAUGAACAUCUGUCUGACUGGAAAGAUUGGUACGACAUCGACGCCCUGGAACAAACCCCGUUUCCCUUGAACUAUGGAAACAUCCUCACCAACUUCCAGAAGCUGCUGCUCUUACGUUGCUUCCGGGUAGACCGUGUCUAUCGUGCAGUGACAGACUAUGUCACUCUUACCAUGGGUGUGAAGUAUGUCCAGCCUCCGGUGAUCAGCUUUGAAGCCAUCUUUGAACAAAGCACCCCAAACUCACCUAUUGUUUUUAUUCUAAGUCCUGGCUCUGACCCUGCCAGUGACCUGAUGAAACUGGCAGAUCGGACAGGCUUUGGAGGGAAUCGGCUGAAAUUCCUGGCCAUGGGACAGGGCCAGGAGAAGGUUGCACUGCAACUGUUAGAGAACGCAGUGGCCCGUGGACAGUGGUUAAUGUUACAGAACUGUCAUCUCUUGGUGAAGUGGCUGAUUGAUUUGGAGAAGGCACUAGAAAGGAUUGUUAAGCCACACCCAGAUUUCCGCUUGUGGUUGACUACAGAUCCAACAAAGGGAUUUCCUAUUGGGAUUCUCCAGAAAUCUCUCAAGGUUGUUACAGAGCCUCCUAAUGGACUGAAACUGAACAUGAGAGCCACCUACUUCAAAAUCUCUCACGAGUCUCUUGACCAGUGUCCACAUCCUGCUUUCAAGUCCUUGGUCUAUGUCUUGGCAUUUUUCCAUGCUGUGGUUCAGGAGAGACGGAAAUUUGGGAAGAUUGGUUGGAAUGUGCCUUAUGAUUUCAACGAAUCUGACUUCCAGGUCUGCAUGGAGAUCCUGAACACAUAUUUGACCAAGGCCUUCCAGCAACGUGACGACAAGAUUCCGUGGGGGAGUCUCAAGUAUCUCAUUGGAGAGGUAAUGUACGGUGGACGUGCCAUUGACAGCUUUGACCGGCGCAUUCUCACAAUCUACAUGGAUGAGUAUCUGGGGGAUUUUAUAUUUGACACCUUCCAGCCCUUUCACUUUUUCCACAAUGACGACGUUGACUAUAGAAUCCCUGAAGGGAUUUCAAAGGACGACUUUGUAGAAGAGAUAGAGUCCCUUCCUCUUGCUAAUACUCCAGAAGUAUUUGGCCUUCAUCCUAAUGCUGAAAUUGGAUACUACACCCAGGCAGCUCGAGAUAUGUGGUCACAUCUUCUGGAGCUGCAGCCUCAAACGGGGGAAACCGGUUCUGGGAUAAGUCGAGACGAAUAUAUUGGCCAGGUUGCUAAAGACAUUGAGAACAAGUUGCCCGUUGUCUUCGAUCUUGAUCAGAUAAGAAAGAUCUUGGGCAUUGAAAUUUCACCAACCACAGUGGUGUUACUCCAAGAAUUGGAACGCUUUAACAAGCUCAUAAUUCGUAUGACCAAGUCACUGGCUGAGUUACAAAGAGCAUUGGCUGGGGAGGUUGGAAUGAGUAAUGAACUGGAUGAGGUGGCUCGAGCACUCUUCAAUGGGCAGAUCCCAAACAUCUGGAGAAAGCUGGCCCCUGACACCCUGAAAACCCUGGGGAACUGGAUGAUUUAUUUUAGGAAUCGGUUUCUUCAGUACACGUCAUGGAUUGAAGAGGGUGAACCAAGUGUCAUGUGGCUGUCAGGACUGCACAUCCCCGAGUCAUACCUCACUGCACUUGUUCAAGCAACCUGCAGGAAGAACGGCUGGCCUCUGGACCGCUCCACCUUGUACACCCAAGUGACCAAAUACCGGAAUGCCGAGGAAGUCACCGAGCGCCCAGGACAAGGCUGUUUUGUUUCUGGCCUCUACCUGGAAGGAGCAGACUGGGAUUUGGAAAAUAGCUGCCUCAUCAAAAGCAAGCCUAAAGUGCUGGUGGUUGACUUGCCCAUUCUGAAGAUAAUCCCCAUCGAGGCUCAUCGUCUCAAGUUACAGAAUACCUUCCGGACCCCGGUGUACACAACAUCCAUGCGAAGGAAUGCUAUGGGCGUUGGCCUAGUUUUUGAAGCUGAUCUUUUUACCACAAGGCAUAUUUCUCAUUGGGUGCUACAAGGUGUUUGCCUCACACUGAAUGCUGAUUAGUGGACACAUAUAAGCGCACUGCAGUUUUGCUACACGUUCCAUUCAUGGGGCCUGCUGCAGAAAAGCUGAAGUAAGCCCCACCCUGCCUGAUCCUGCCACUGGAAUCUUCUUGCUUUCAGCUGAUGAAGACAAUGACAGUGCAGUGAUUUUAAACUGGCAUUCCUUAGAUUUUUACAAAUACAUGUUGUGAUUUGUUAGAAAAUAAACUUUUUUUUUUUUUGUAAAGUGAAUUGAGCCAGCAGGUGUAAAGAGCUUGAAUUCUUUGAACACUCACUGUCAACUUUGAGGAGGGCUGGUUGCUUUUACUCUUCCAGUAAACCAUACAAAAACCA
This is a messenger RNA of Hemicordylus capensis (graceful crag lizard), 14254 nucleotides long. It is a transcript of the gene DNAH10, whose product is annotated as dynein axonemal heavy chain 10. Gene Ontology annotation, cellular component: dynein complex. Gene Ontology annotation, molecular function: dynein light intermediate chain binding; ATP binding; minus-end-directed microtubule motor activity. The transcript has 79 exons. Gene Ontology annotation, biological process: microtubule-based movement. The record is from RefSeq and is a predicted model, not a curated record. NCBI's taxonomy places the organism in Eukaryota, Metazoa, Chordata, Lepidosauria, Squamata, Cordylidae. Bases 63 to 13922 code for a protein of 4619 amino acids.